AUGGGUGAAUCCAGACAAGAACUGCUCGCAUGGCUCAACAACCUGUUGCAGCUGAACAUUACCAAGAUCGAGCAAUGCGGAACCGGUGCUGCGCUAUGUCAGAUCUUUGACUCGAUAUUCAUGGAUGUUCCCAUGUCGCGUGUCAAGUUCAAUGUCAACACUGAAUAUGCCUACCUACAGAACUUCAAGAUCCUUCAAAAUGUUUUCGGAAAGCACCAAGUCGACAAGCCAAUUCCCGUCCAGCAACUCUCGAAAUGCCGUAUGCAAGACAACCUCGAGUUCCUUCAGUGGACGAAGAAAUACUGGGAUCAGCACUAUCCUGGUGGUGACUAUGAUGCCGUGGCUCGUCGCAAGGCUUCUGGUGCUCCUCCCGCCUCCGCCGGCUCUCGUUCUGGUGCGACUUCGCAAAGCUCUGCCCGUCGGGGUGUGACUCCUACCGCUGCUGGCCGCCCGCGCGUUGCUGCUGCUGGGGCCAGCGGUGCGGCAACUGCUGCCUUGCAACAGGAGAUUGCGACCCAGAAGGAAGCAAUUGGGGGUUUGGAGAAGGAGAGAGACUUUUACUUUGCUAAGCUCCGCGACAUUGAGCUAUUGUUGCAGAGCGCUAUCGAGGCCGAUCCGGACUUGGAGAAGGACGAUGACUCCCUGGUCAAACACAUCCAGGGCAUCCUCUACUCGACAGAGGUAUGA
Molecule: messenger RNA, 687 nt
Organism: Aspergillus chevalieri
Lineage: Eukaryota; Fungi; Ascomycota; Eurotiomycetes; Eurotiales; Aspergillaceae
Gene: eb1
Product: microtubule-binding protein BIM1
Exons: 5
Coding region: 1-687 (228 amino acids)
Biological process (GO): regulation of microtubule polymerization or depolymerization; protein localization to microtubule plus-end; spindle assembly
Cellular component (GO): microtubule plus-end; microtubule organizing center; cytoplasmic microtubule
Molecular function (GO): microtubule plus-end binding
Source: RefSeq, a predicted model, not a curated record